This is a messenger RNA of Tetranychus urticae (two-spotted spider mite), 958 nucleotides long. The record is from RefSeq and is a predicted model, not a curated record. Lineage: Eukaryota; Metazoa; Arthropoda; Arachnida; Trombidiformes; Tetranychidae.
CCUGUCUUGGAUUGAAUUAAUUAACCUGACGAUUAGAUGUGGUAUAUUACAUGGAACAAGAAUCGAUCACAAGGAAUCAGUAGACUUGGUUAACUCCUACGAUGUGAAAGUCCGCCUCAUGCUUUUCUUUCUGGUGCUUUCCUCAGCUCUAAGCCAUUAAAAAGGGAAAUAUAAACUAAUACUUUAAGAUUAGAUUAACGGCAAUUAAUAAAGUAAGAUAGAAUGAAGAAAGUGAGAGAGAGAAGGGGAGUGAAUGUUGAAGAGUAAGGUGAGAGAAAUGAAGAAAAGAUGGUGGUAAAUUAGAGAGAAAAGAAGAGUAAAAAACUGAUACAAACAUGAGAUUCUUGAAAUGAACGUUAAGAGUUCAAAGCAAAUGAUCUCAAAGUGAAAUACAUUUAGAUGUUCACUUGUUUAUCAGUUUGGUCUGUUUGCUUUUUCCCAUUAUAUUUUUUUUUCUAGACAUUUUGUUUUUUCUCGCUUAGCUCAAUGUUAACUCAUUUUUCCCUCUUUUUUACUUAGACUUAAUGUCUAUUGUUAAUUUUUGUGUGACUCAAGAGGGCAAACAAAAGAAAGAGCAACUUUUCUUCAAAAUCAAAGUCUCACCAAAAUGCCUUCUAAUCUGGAUAAAAUGUCGCCUGGAUUAAUCCACCUGACUAGGAUACAUUCUGUUCGUUCAAGUGAUUCUUCUGGUCAUGGUUUUGAUUCGCUUGAUUCUUCCUUUACAGAUGAUCACAUUGAUGAUCGUUCCUGGUCUUGGAUUUAUCUUAAAUCAGAGUUUACGGGUAAAGAUUCUGAAAAGCUAUUCCACAAGUAUCAAGCCCGUCUUCAGCACAAUUUUUUCAUGGUUUUACUUUUACUCAACAUCUCUUUUAAUCUGAUUGCAAUUGCUAUUUACCUCUGGGAUAAGCAAGUGAAUACUUUUCCUGGUGAAGCUUUAAUGCGAGGAUCGGCAUUAAUU